Culex pipiens pallens (northern house mosquito) is the source of this 2222-nucleotide messenger RNA. RefSeq names its product protein pinocchio (gene Pino). Lineage: Eukaryota; Metazoa; Arthropoda; Insecta; Diptera; Culicidae. The transcript is spliced from 4 exons. Bases 575 to 1402 code for a protein of 275 amino acids. The record is from RefSeq and is a predicted model, not a curated record.
CCUUAGGUUUGCAGCACAACAAAUUCCAGGGUCAAACAAAAACUUCUGUUUUGAGUGUGCACAGGUCGAAAAUUGCAAUCUUUUGUUGACUUGUAGCGACACAAAGUGCAGUGUUUAGUUGACUGAGUCGAUAGUUGUGGAAAGGUGCUAAUUUUUGCUUCCGUCAGAGCCGUCUUCAUUCAUCAAUUCGAGGUGACAAUUUGCAGAUGUUUCGUAGACAUUGGUGUGAUUCUCUGAGGUGCUAAGAACAAAAAGAGAAAAAAAAUCUCGGUAAUUAGCAGUGAGUGCGAUUUUUUUUAUUGAUAUUACUGCAAGUUCACCUUUCCUCACGUCAGAAUCGGGUGACAGCAUUUGGUUUGCUUUUCGGUAAAUGUGUGAAAAUUAUAGUGUAAGCUGCAAAGUAAGGUGUCAAGUGCCACGGUACACAGCUGGGAUCAAUUCCCGUGAGUGUCCCGAAAAGCGAAAAAAUCUCUAUCACCAAGCGUGGCGGUGUUGCAGCCCUCGUCCGACAAUCAUUUGCUGAUAAAAAUAUCCGAUCGAGUGCCAUCUGAUUUGCGAAAAGACGUCCGUCAGUAUGAAAUCGCACGGACUGGGAGGCCAACAGCCGUCGGGGGCCGUGGUGUCCGAGUGGGAGGACAACGUGGCCUUCGAUUCGGACGAUCCGGAUUUUUCCGGUGGCGAUAUGUCCGGAGCUGCCACCGGUGGGAUUGUCUUCCGCACACCCACCGCCGUGCUGAGCCGUUCAACGACCUGCUUCAGCAUUGGAGCGACGACGACGCACGUGCCCGCCAGCUUGCCGCGCUUCCUGAAAGUGCCAUCCACAAUGUCGGUCGCCAGCGUACAGGCUCCCCAUCUGGCCGAACUGUGUAGUUCGCUAAGCCGCACCAGCCUCAGUCUGUCCUCGUCCCUGUCGGACCUCGUCGGCAGCCCCUCGCUGGCCAGCUCGGCCAUGACCGCCGCAGCCGCCCUCGAGGUCAGCUCCGAAGCCGUCCUCACCAUCGAAGAUCUGCGCGCCCAGCUGGGUUCGUGCUUCACGUGUGGCGUCUCCUGGACCCACGACCAGGUCUCGCUGGACUGCUCCGAGUGCGGCGGCUACAGCCUCGAGCGACCGUGCAUGCUGUGCGACGGAAUGUGCGGCCAGCCGUGGAAGCGUGACUUCACCAUGAGCCAUGCCUGUGGCAAGUCGCGCUGGCAGGGCGUGUGCGCCGCCAAAUUUCCCGCCCAGAUGAUCAGCCAGCUGCAGUCGUCGGCGCCGCUCAGCAGUUGUGCCAGCUUUGGCAGCCAUCACCAGCUGAUGCAGUCGGCGGCCAUGUCCACCUGCCACGGAACAGCGAACCAGCAGUUUCUGCAGCAGGAGCUGUGCGCCCGGCUGGAAAAGCUCACCACGAAGGCCCACAACUGAACUCUUCAACACUGGACACGUCUGAACAAUUACGUUGUUAGCCCUAAGCAAAACUUCUUACGUUAAUUGUAUCAACCAUGCGUUAGAUUUCCAGCUAGUUACAGGAAACACACCGUUUCGAGCAGUAAACACAUUUAGUUUGACCCAUUUCAAGUAUGAGUUCCUAUCCAGAUAGCCAACACGAGCACACACGCGAGAGAGAGAAAAAGAAAACUAUUCUUAUGUUGCAUUUUAAAAACUUUAUACAGAAAUCCAAAAGAAAAACGAACGCAAGAGUGCGACGUCACGAUCAACCUUAUCAACCAGUAGAUCUGACAGAGCGACAGCAAAGGUUCGUUCGUGACGAUCCGGGCACAAGGAAUUGACGUAUACAAAUAUUUAUACACCUCGUGUAAUCGUGAAGAGAAGAGCCUUUAUAUUUAUUAUCCCCCGAUAGGGAGAGACAGAGAGAGCAGCUCAAAGGUUGGCGAGUACAUUUUGAUCAAAAGUUUAGCGUUUUUGAACCAGUAUAGGAUUUAGCGUAGUAACGUGAUAGCUUAACGGAAAGAUUUUUUGGAAAAUGGCGGAGAAGGACUCCAUGCAUGCACGUUGCUGGGGGUGUCUUUCUGUGAAAGGCACUUACUGCAGCGGUUUAGCUGUUAAAAUUUUUGUACCGACUGUGUAAAAAAAGAAAAUGAGAAACAGAAUUUCGGAUUAAGCCUUAAGACUUUGUUUGUAUUAUGUUUAAUAUUUGUGGUCUAAAGUUUCUUUUUCCUAAGUACGUAUGAUAUAAUUAUGUAUAUUUUUCAAUAUAACAACAAUAAAUAAAAUGUAUAAACAA